AUGUAUUUCCUUAAAUUCUUUCAAUUAACGAAAAAGAACAAGCUAUCGAUCAAAUAAUAGCAGUAAUUUAACUCUAUUCAUUAAAUAUUCUUAAAGAAAGUUGCUGUUCUAAGAAAGAGGAUGGGAAGAGCUAAUCCAUUCGAUUCCUCUUAUUUACAGGUUAUAAUUUUUGAAAACGAACUUGAAAGAUCUUAUUCUUUAUUACACUUCACAAUUAAUUUAAAAUUGCAAAUACUAACAAUGAUGAAAUAAAAGGAGAUUAUUGCUACUGAAUUAAUUUCGAAAAUAGAAAGUAUGCAAAAGUUAAUUAAUUAAUUAAAAGUAAAUUUAAAUUAUUUGAUCUAAUUGAAUGAUGAUAGCUUUGAUCUUUAGAACCUCCAAGCUCUAUUUUUGGAAAAUCUGUGCUUUUCAGAAAAAGAUAUUAAUUUAGUCUAAAUUAAUAAAUAUGCAAGAAAGUAGACUAAAAAUUAUAAUUUAUUUAAGGAAGAUGAAAUGUUAAGCAGUAUUAUUAACAAUGAUAAAUUUGAUGAAAAUACUUCAGUGAUUUUUGUGAGUUACAAAGACUCUAAAAAAAUGCUUAUAAAUCAAGUUUCCUCAAACUUUUUUAACUUGUUUUCUUUCACAAAUAAAGAAAAUAUAAUAGGACGUAGCAUUGAAUCUAUUAUACCUUUAGCGUUUUAAGCUGUACAUAAAAGUUAUUUAAAAUAAUAUCUAUAAGAAGAGAUAACAAGCGAUAUUUUUUCAAACUAUAUUGAAUAUUAAAAUUAAGGAAUUAAUUAAAUUAAAGGCAGCUAAUAAUAACAAAUACAUAUUAACCAGUAAUAAGAUAUUUAAUUUGAUAAUUUAGAAUAAUUAUCUAAAAAGGAGACAAAAGAAAAAAUUUUAAUGUAUUAAUCAAGAGGCUGUAAAAUGAAUCAAUAGAUUAUAUUUGCAUCUUUAAGUUAAAUGUUUGUCUUACCUGUUAGAAUAGAUAUUCGUGUCAACGAGUUUAAAGAAAAUGAAGUUUUUGGUUUAGUGGCUAAAGUUAAAUAAAUCAACAAAGAAUACUAGUACGUUCUUUUUGAUGAAACAGAUUUAAGUGUUAUUGGACUCACUGAAUAAAUGCAUAAGACUUUCUUCCCUAGUUGUGAAAAUUUAUAGAAAAUAAAUCUAAAAUAGAUAUUUCCAUUUUUGAUUGGCACUUAAAAUAGUGUAAAUCCUUAAUCAUAUAUAGACCCAGUUAAUAAUAAUAAUAAUAAUAAUAUAAAAAAUUAACUGCAUAUAAAUUUGAGAGACAAUAUGUAAGAUUUUCUUUAGGAUCAAACAAUUAAUUAAUUUAAAAAUAAUAACACGAUAACUUUUUUAGUCAUCUAAAAUUCAGAUAUGAUAAAUCCUGCUUUAAAUUCUUCGUUAAUGAGUAGUAAAAAGUAAUAAAGUAUGAAAAAGCUAAAUAGAUUGAAAUCAACAAAAGAAACUUCAUCUUAUAAUUUUAUUUAUGUUGAGUUUAUUCUGAAAAGAUUAAAUUAUAAAGGAGUUAACAAUGUAAGCUAUAUUGAAAUUGUGAAGAUGAGAUAACUUCAUCCUAUUUUUUAAGCUCCAAUAAUUCUUUAAGAAAUUACAAAUAAAAGAAAGCAAGAUAUUUAUUCUCAGCUUUUCAGUUUUCCAGAAGAACUUUAAAAUAUAAUAUUUGAUUUAGAAUAAAAAACAAUAAAUUAUAAUCAGAUUAAUUUAUAUGAUUCUUAAUUAAACUUGACUUCGCGAAAUUAAAUUAAUUAAUAUUUAUUACAAGAGAAAAGUAACAUCGAUGAAUUAAAUAAUAAUCUUAAAAUGUAACAACAACAACUACUUUGUAAGUCAUAAACUAUCGGAGACGAGAGCACAAAUCUAGAGUUAACUAAAAUCAAAAUAAAUAAAAUUGAGAAUAAAAAUGUAAGUAGUUAAGAUCUUGAAUUAUGUAGUUAAAUAUUGAAAUAAUAAUCAAUAAAAUAAAAAUAAUAAUUUAGAGAUUAUUCAUAAAAUCAAUAUGGCAAAUUAAAUAGUAAUUUAAACUAGAAAGAACAAUUUUAGAUUUAAAAUAUCAAUUUAUAAAAUUAAAAAUUUAUUACUUCAUUGAAAGAGAUAUCAAAUCUUUUUAAUGAAGAAGGUGAAGACCAUUUAAACAGAACUAAUUUUGCAUUUAAAGAUAUAAGUGUAGAUAAAGUGUAAGAAGAUUAGUAAAAUUUAAAUAAUAACUUUACUUUACUUUCUCCUUGCAGAUCAGACAAAGCAUUAAAUACAGAACUAGUUUCUCCAGUAUAUAGCAAUUAUAUUCCUAGCCAUUCUCAUUUUUCAAACUAAGAGAUCAAAUAUAACGAGUUUAAAUCAUAUUAAACAAAAGAAACUUCUUUAUAAGAUUUAGAUUUUAUUAAAAGUUAGUCAAAAUAAAUAUUUAAUCUGACAAGUAAUAACUUACAAAAGAUUGAAGAAAAAACCUCAAUCAAUAAAUUUAUUAAUACAAACUAUAAUAGAACUCCAAGCAAAUUAGCAAAUAAUAAUGUUCUUUCUUAAAAACAUUAACAUUAAUUCAAUAGUCAAUUUGAUUUUGAAAAAUAAGGUAAGUUGCAUUUCAAAGAUAAAAAUUAUAAAAAGAAGCAAAUUCAAAAUAUACAGAAUGAUAUUGCUUCUACCAGUUCUAAAGAUUCAAGUUCAGCAUCUGCAAAAAGAUUGCUUGAAUAGAUUGUGGCAGAUAAGUCAGUUCUUUAAGUGAUUAAGGUUAUUAAAGUCAUAGGUAUCGUUUGCUUUGCUGUUAUGAUAUUCAUGACUUGGUUUUAGUUUAUCUCUAUGGAAAAAUAACUUUCAAAUUCUAAUGAAGAUUUCAAAGUUUUUAAUUGGCCAACUUCUUAUUCUUCUUGCUUAAGUGACAUUGUUAAAUAUAAGAAUACUUUAUAUCUUAUUCAGUACUCAAAAUAGUUGUCUUUUUCAAGUUAACAGUAAAAAUAACUCUUUUAAAAUAGAAUGUAAUCAGAACUAGAGUUUACUUUAGUUGAAGUUUAUGAUUUAUUGUCUUAAAUGUCAAAAGAAAACACAGAUAGGUAGGUAUUUAAAUAUAUAAGAGAAACUCAAAGUUUUUAUUCUCUUGGAUAAAUGUAUAAUACUACACUCUUAACUUCUACUCCAUCUGAUAAAAUUGGAGUUUUUAGCUAUCCUCAUUACACAAGUUUAUUGUCAAGUAUUUUACUAGGCAUUUAGCUAACUUUUCGUUACACACAUAAUUUAGGUAAUGGGAGACCUGAAUAUUAUUUGCUACAAAAUCAACUGUAAGCAAUUUUAGAAUUAGAAAAGGUUUAAAAUAACAUUCUAGUAGAUUAAUAAAAUGAUUAAUAAUAUAUCCAAGAUUAAUUAACCAUUUUAAUCGUGGUUUUAGUCAUAAUAAGUGCGGCAUGUGUAGCAGUUAUUAUCCCCUUCUACUUUUACAUUCAAAAAGAAAGAGAGGCUAUAAUAUAUCUUUUUACUACCUUUCCAAUAAUAAAGUUGGACAAAUUGAUAAAAAAUAUUUAAAAUUCCCUCCUUUUUCAUUUAUUUAAUAAUGGUAUGCUACCCAAUUAUAAUUAAAGUCCUAACAUAAGAUUACUUGGAUAAAACUAUCAUAGACCUGCAAACUACAAAUCAUAUCUUUUGCAAAAUAUAGCAAUGCACUUUAAUAUUUUAACAAUGAAAGUUAAUCCUAAACUAAAACCUAUGCAGCCAGACACAUAUUAUGAUUAUUUAAAAACACUGAUCAAGCAAUAGGAGGAUAUCUUAAAUGAUAUUUAAUGGAUUACAAAAUCUUAAUAUUAAUAUUAAAGAUUUAAGUAAGAUGAAUAUGAUGACUUUUUCUUCUCUGCUUUUAAAAGCAAUUUAUGCGAUUCUUUUAAGAUUUACCCUCAAUAUAAUACUAAUUCAACUAGAAUUAAUGUUGGUAUUUGUAAUCAAUCACAAUAAGGAUUCUUAUCAUAAGGCCUUUAAAUAGCUUACAAAAGUCUGCUAAACUAAUUUAUUGACCUAUAUAACAUAUAUAUGAUAGUUGACUAAUCUUAAUAAUAAUCUUAAAUUUCUAAUUUUUUAUCAAAGUUUGAUAUUUAAGAUUACUUAGCAUUUAUUGAAUUUUUAGAUGAGGCAAUUAUCAGUUUGAAUAAAUUUGUUUUAACAUAAGGAAACAAUUACUAUUUAUAAAUCAAAAUAUGGUUGAUUGUUUUGAUUGCUUUUCAAAUGGUUUUAAUGGUCUUGAUUUUUUCUUUUGGUUGGAUUUCUUUCAGCAAUUAUUUGAAUGGUUAGCUGCAUAAAACUAAAAAUUAUUUAACAAUUCUUGAUGUUAAUACUUUAAUUGAAAAUCCCUAUAUACUAACUUAUAUUAAAAAAAACACUGUUGUAUGA
Tetrahymena thermophila SB210 is the source of this 4371-nucleotide messenger RNA. Its product is annotated as transmembrane protein, putative. NCBI's taxonomy places the organism in Eukaryota, Ciliophora, Oligohymenophorea, Hymenostomatida, Tetrahymenidae. The record is from RefSeq and is a predicted model, not a curated record. The transcript is spliced from 4 exons.